Pipistrellus nathusii (Nathusius's pipistrelle) is the source of this 1892-nucleotide messenger RNA. Lineage: Eukaryota; Metazoa; Chordata; Mammalia; Chiroptera; Vespertilionidae. The record is from the annotation of a GenBank genome assembly.
AUGGAAAAGAAUUUUUCUUUUCUGAGAAGUCCCAGCAUGGAGACCAUGGACUCCCCCACCAGUCCUGGGAGCAGUGGCGUGGGAACCAGAAUCCCCCACUAUGAGGACCAGCACAUGGGAGAGAUCCACAAAGCUGCCAGUGUGGGCAGCCUGCGGAGAGUGAAGCAAAUCCUAUUGUUCAGGAAAAGUAUUCGGAAUGAUAGGGACAUGAUGAGCAGGACUGCUCUGCACGUGGCCAGUGGCAGUGGCCAUCCAGAAGUGGUGAGACUGCUAGCACGCAGACAUUGCCUAUUGAACCUCUGUGAUAUAGACAACAAAACUGCUCUGAUUCACGCCAUACAAUGUGAGCAAGAAGAAUGUGCCACCAUUCUACUAGACCAUGGUGCCGACCCAAAUGUGACGGACAUCCACGGCAACACUGCUCUCCACUAUGCUAUCCUUGGUACCAACACAGCUAUAGUGGAAAAGCUACUUUCCUGUAUGGCAAAUAUGGAAGCGAGAAACAAGAAGGAUUUCACACCACUUUCACUUGCCAAAAAUGAAAACAAAGAGAAAAUGGUGCAAUUUUUAGUAACUAGAGGCUCAAAAGUUCAUCCGAUGGAAAGCAACCAACAACCAACUUCUGAAAAAAAAGAAAAAAGAAGACCUUUGGAGCCUUCUAAAAGUAACAAUCCUGUCUGUGACAUAUCUGAAGAAGACUCUUUAUGCAGAUCAACAUUACAAAAAGAAAAAGAGAAGAGACGAAAAGCUGAUCUCUUAUAUCCAAAAAAUACAGCACACUUAAGGAAAAAAGAAGGGCAGCCCAUGAAAACAGUUGAAAUGAACCCCAAAGUUGAAAACAAAAUAGGAACACAAGUCAUGGCCCUGAAGACUGUAAGAGGGAAUAAUGUUUCUGAUAGUUAUGAAAAAGAAAAACCUUUGAUACAUGAAAAUUCCAUCUUGAAGGAUGAAAUUGCCAAGCUAACACUGGAACUAGUCACAGUAAAAAAUCAGAUGCAGGAAUUGGAAAAAAAAUAUUUUGAGGACAUUGUGAUUGUCAAAGAAAAAAAUGACCAUUUUCAAAACACAAUAACAGAAACACUACUUCAACACAACGAGCAGUUUGAAGAUCUGAGAGCUGAGCUUACAAAGCUAAGCACUAAACUGGAGGAUGAACAGCAGAACAGAGGAAGACUGGAAGCAGAAGGUGACUCAGACAGUUCUAGAAGGGCUACUGUUAUACAGUACCAUGAGCAUUGUCAGACUUCAAAAGGAGAUCUACAAGUUGCUUUCAAGAAAGAGAAAGAAGAAUAUUUUUGUUCCCAGGGCAAAAAGAACUCUGAUAUGUCUGACAUAAAGCAUAGCAUUGAGAUUCUUUCUCAACAACGUUCUAAAUUUGAAAGUAAAUUCAAUCACCUGGGAAUUGAGCUUCGUUCCACAAAAGAUGUUCUCAGAGAUAGGACAUUUGUUUUACAAGGUGGAGAAGGAGACCAAAGCCAAGUACAGAGUCAAAAGAAGGAAAUUGAACACGUGUAUCAACAGGAACAAGGUAGAGUGGAUAAAGAUACCGGAAAGCAGGAAUUUUUACAGGAGACCAUAUCUUACCUGCAGAGUGAAAAUAAGUUCCUUCAAAAGCAACUGGAUGAAGCUCACCACAAAGCUGACAAGAAAAUUAAAAUCAAAGAUCAGUUGGCAGAUACCAUAAAAAUACUUCAAGCCAACAGUGAAAAGCAAGGUCUUAUGCUGAAGGAAACAUGUAAGGAACUAAUCAAGGAAUGGCAUCUUUUAAAAGAAAACACACAUCAAUAUGAAAAUGAUAAAGCAGAAAGAGAUGCAUUUGUGAGACACCUUCAAGGAGAAGUGGCUGAUACCCAGAGAAAACUAUCUUCCACAGAGGCUUUACUGAAGGAUGA